Suricata suricatta (meerkat) is the source of this 757-nucleotide messenger RNA. It is a transcript of the gene C3H2orf76, whose product is annotated as chromosome 3 C2orf76 homolog. The coding region runs from base 277 to 657 and encodes 126 amino acids. NCBI's taxonomy places the organism in Eukaryota, Metazoa, Chordata, Mammalia, Carnivora, Herpestidae. The record is from RefSeq and is a predicted model, not a curated record. The transcript is spliced from 6 exons.
GCCGGCGGAGUUGCAAGGAUUCCAGCGAGAGCGCGGAGGCGGCCAAGAGCAGGAAACAGUAGCACUAGACUCGACUGGCAGCGCCCUUAUGAGGCGCAGCCACUAGCUGCUCCGACCCGGCCAGGCCAGCGACGGGAAGCCAAUCAGAAGCCAGCUUCACGCCGGGGGCGUGUUCAGCCCCCGCGGCGCGGCCAACCGCUCCCGAACCUACUUGGGCUUGCUCGCACAGGCGCAGAGGGGAGCCGAACGGGACGCCGGGAGCAGGAAUCUCUCCACAUGGCAUCCCGAGAAGGGACCGUUACAGUUCGCCUCAUUCGUUCUUUUGAGCAUCGCAAUUUCAGACCUAUAGUGUAUCAUGGAGUCAAUUUGGACCAAACUACGGAGGAGUUUAUAGUAUUUCUAAAGCAAGAUAUUCCUUUGAGGACCAGCCUGCCACCACCAUUCAGAAAUUAUAAAUAUGAUAAACUCAAGAUUGUUCACCAAGCACAUAAAUCAAAGACGAAUGAGCUCGUGUUGAGUCUGGAAGAUGACGACAGACUCCUGCUGAAGGAAGACAGCACGCUGUGGGCCGCGGGAGUCGCUCAUGAAACUGAAAUUGCAUUCUUCUGUGAAGAAGAUUAUAAGAACUACAAAGCUAAUCCCAUUUCAUCCUGGUGAAAACCCUUUGGGGGCUUCCUUUUUGCAUACCUGUCGUAAGCUCUUUAUUCCACUAGUGAGUUUUUGAAAUUGACAAAUAAACUUAAAAAAUUAAUCUCAG